This is a messenger RNA of Penicillium riverlandense, 1143 nucleotides long. Its product is annotated as U1 small nuclear ribonucleoprotein 70 kDa. The coding region runs from base 1 to 1143 and encodes 380 amino acids. NCBI's taxonomy places the organism in Eukaryota, Fungi, Ascomycota, Eurotiomycetes, Eurotiales, Aspergillaceae. The record is from RefSeq and is a predicted model, not a curated record. The transcript is spliced from 4 exons. Gene Ontology annotation, molecular function: mRNA binding; U1 snRNA binding. Gene Ontology annotation, cellular component: precatalytic spliceosome; U2-type prespliceosome; U1 snRNP. Gene Ontology annotation, biological process: mRNA splicing, via spliceosome.
AUGACCGAUAAGCUCCCCCCGCCACUGCUGGCUCUGUUCCAGCCACGGCCACCCCUUCGCUACAUCCCUCCUACCGACCGCGCCCCAGAGGACUGCCCGAAGAGCACCAUCUCCGGCGUAGCCCAGUUCCUGCCUGAAGCUAAGAAAUUCGCAGAAGAGGUGCCGUAUAACGCGACCGAUAGCUGGGUACAACGGAAAUGGAAGCAAAAAGCGGAGAGGAAGGAGCGAUUGGAGAAGCAAUUGACUGAAGGGGCGCAGAGCUAUGCCCCUGAUAAGGACCCGCAGGCUCGUGGGGAUCCCUUCCGUACGCUGUUUGUUGCGCGGCUCAGUUACGAGGUCAAGGAGUCCGAUUUGGAGCGCGAGUUUGGUCGAUUUGGACCCAUUGAGAGGAUUCGCAUUGUUAAGGAUGAGUCUAGCAAAAAGCCUCACCGGGGAUACGCGUUCGUCGUAUACGAGCGUGAGAAAGAUAUGAAAGCGGCAUACAAAGAAACAGAUGGGAUCCGAAUUCGAGACCGACGAGUUCUGGUGGACGUUGAGCGCGGUCGAACCACCAAGGGCUGGAAGCCGCGUCGCUUCGGUGGUGGACUUGGCGGUCGUGGAUACACCAAGGCAAUGCCCGCACGGCCAAUGGGGCCUGGAUUCAAUGCACCCUCCGGCCCAGGAGGAUUCGGCGGUGGAUUUCGGGGUGGCUUUGGCGGCCGGGGUUUCCGUGGAGGCUAUCGGGGCGGCGACCGGUUUGGACCCCGGGGAGGAAUUGGGUACCAGGGUGGAGGACGCGGUGGGUUUGGUGGACAGCCACCGCCUAAUGCGCCCUCUGGUCCGGGUGGUGGACGCAGCGGUGGGUUCGGCGGUUCGUAUGCCGGUGGUGGACGGUACGACCGCGGUGGUACCGGCAGCAAUCGCGAGCCUGUUCGCCCGCGCGAGGGCUACUCUGACCGGGAUCGCCGCGACCACGAUCGGGACCGCGAGGGUGAUCGUUACCGGGACCGUGAUCGCAUGGCAGACCGCAAUGGUGGUGGGGAUCGGCCCCGGGAUGAUCGCCCCCGGGACCGCGACAGGUACGGUGGAAGAGAGGACUAUGGACGCAAGAGGUACCGUGAGGAUGAUGGACAUGAUGACCCGCGCAGCAGAAGAAGAUACUAA